AAUUUCACACCGUUUCCAAUCGAUUGCCGUAGAUGAAUGUGCUCCAGAAAGCGUUCGCGGCCAGUGUAAAAACCAUCCCACGCAAUGGAUUGCUGCGCCAUUCGUCCCACUUUGUGUACCAACCCGAUGCUAAGCCACCGGUCGAAGGGCCCACACAGAAGAUGAACAUGUUCCAGGCCAUCAACCAAGCGAUGGAUAUAGCGCUGGAGCAGAACGAAUCGGCCCUGGUGUUUGGUGAGGACGUGGCGUUCGGUGGCGUGUUUCGUUGCUCGAUGGGACUGCAGAAAAAGUAUGGCAAGCAGCGGGUCUUUAAUACGCCACUCUGCGAACAAGGUAUUGCAGGGUUUGCGAUCGGUGUGGCCAAUACGGGUGCGAAAGCGAUCGCUGAGAUGCAGUUUGCCGAUUACAUCUUUCCGGCGUUUGAUCAGAUUGUGAAUGAGGCAGCUAAAUAUCGGUACCGUAGCGGAAAUCUGUACGAUUGCGGUUCGCUCACCUUCCGUGCACCGUGCGGUGCGGUAGGGCAUGGUGCCUGCUAUCAUUCCCAAAGCCCUGAAGCUUACUUUGCUCACACGCCUGGACUGAAGGUGGUAGUGCCGAGAGGGCCGAACAAGGCGAAGGGAUUGCUGUUGGCCUGCGUGAAGGAAAAUGAUCCGUGCAUUGUGUUCGAACCGAAAACACUGUACCGUGCUGCGGUGGAAGAGGUCCCGGUCGCUGCUUUUGAAUCGCCGAUCGGUAAAGCGGACGUGCUGCGAGCUGGAACCGACAUCACACUGAUCGGUUGGGGUACACAGAUUCACGUGCUGCAGGAAGUGGCCAACAUGGCAAAGAAGGAGCUCGAUGUUAGCUGUGAGGUGAUCGAUCUCGUUUCGAUCCUCCCGUGGGACAAGGAAACGAUUUGUAACUCGGUGAAGAAAACUGGACGCGUACUGAUCGCACACGAAGCACCGCUGACGAACGGAUUCGGUGCCGAGUUGGCCGCUACCAUCCAGGAAGAAUGUUUUCUGCAUCUGGAAUCGCCGGUGCUGAGGGUGACCGGUUGGGACACACCGUUCCCGCACGUAUUCGAACCAUUCUACAUUCCCGACAAGCACCGCUGUCUGGCGGGUAUACGAAAGCUGAUCGAUUACUAA
Messenger RNA from Anopheles maculipalpis, 1130 nucleotides. RefSeq names its product 2-oxoisovalerate dehydrogenase subunit beta, mitochondrial (gene BckdhB). The transcript is spliced from 2 exons. Gene Ontology annotation, biological process: branched-chain amino acid catabolic process; response to nutrient. Gene Ontology annotation, molecular function: catalytic activity. Bases 33 to 1130 code for a protein of 365 amino acids. Lineage: Eukaryota; Metazoa; Arthropoda; Insecta; Diptera; Culicidae. The record is from RefSeq and is a predicted model, not a curated record.